This is a messenger RNA of Candoia aspera, 1236 nucleotides long. RefSeq names its product coiled-coil domain-containing protein 88B-like. The record is from RefSeq and is a predicted model, not a curated record. Lineage: Eukaryota; Metazoa; Chordata; Lepidosauria; Squamata; Candoiidae. The transcript has 9 exons. Gene Ontology annotation, molecular function: microtubule binding; dynein light intermediate chain binding. The coding region runs from base 1 to 1236 and encodes 411 amino acids. Gene Ontology annotation, cellular component: centrosome; cytoplasm. Gene Ontology annotation, biological process: cytoplasmic microtubule organization; cytoskeleton-dependent intracellular transport.
AUGUACAGGGGGCGCCAAGCAGAGCCAGGACCAAGUUCCAAAGGAAAUCCUGAGAGCGCCCUCAUUAGACAGUUUGAGGAACUGCACCUCCUGAAGGAGCAACUGGUGCAGAAUCAGCAUGCUCUUCCGGAAAGGCAGCUCUCCGAAGUCCGGCAGAAGUUGAAGUAUCAUGAAUGGCGGGAACGCUAUGAGAGCCUCUGGCAGGACCAUAACCACUUGACGCUGCUCCACCGACAGCAGGGGGCCGACCUGGAGAAGACGCUGGGGGAGCUCGCCGGCCUCAAGGUGGCACUGCGCGGCCUGGAAAAGGAGCAGCGGGAACUGGAGGGCAGGCAUAACCAGCUGUUGGGGCAGAAAGACAGCCUGGAGCUACGCGAGGUGGCCUUGCAGGCCCAGAAGGAACGGCUAGAGGUAGCUGAGCAACAUCACCGGGAUUUGGCUAAUCAAUACGCCAACUUAAAAGAAGACCAUGAACGGAUCAAACAAGCCUUGGUCCAGAAGGAACGGGCCCAAGAUGACCUCCAGGGUGAGCUGCAAGGAAUGCGGAACCGGCUGAUGGGCCUGCAGUUGGAGCAGGUGAGGCUGGAGGCUGAAAACGCUGCCCUGAAGGAGCAGAACCAACAGCUGGACGUGGCCCUGGGGCGCCUGAGCACCCAAUCUGAGCUCCUGGUCCAGCUGAAGGGCAAGCAGGAAGAAGAGAACCGGCACCUGCUCCAGGAAAUCCAAGUUUUGAGCAGGGAGAACAGACAGCUGUUGGAACGCAGCAUGGAAAACCGAGAACAUUUUCAGGAAGAGCAGCGUCAAUAUCAGGACAAAUUGGGUGAAUUGCGCCGAGAGAAGCAGAAGCUGGUUGAGAAGAUUAUGGACCAAUACCGGGUGCUGGACCCAGCUCUUCCUCGUGGCAAGAAGAGUAACUGGAUUGCUGGGAAGAUAAAGAGACUGAUGAGACUUCGCCGGGAGGCUCUCCAAGAGCAGCCAUGCCCCAUGGCCGAGGGAGCGGGCAGCAGCAGCGAGAGCUUGACCGGGCAAGAGGAACAUGGGCCCGAUAGCAGAGGUGAGGCCUGGACAAUUUCAACCAAAGAACUGGAGGUGCGCCCCCCAAACUAUAUUCGUAGGAAGGGUUCCCCUAAAUCCCCUAAAGGCCUUUGCGACGAGGUCUGGGUGUUCGUAAAGCUGGCUCCUAAUCCCGAAAGCUGCUGUGUCUGGCGGAGAAAGACGGUAGGGCAGUACUGCUGA